This is a messenger RNA of Fragaria vesca subsp. vesca, 916 nucleotides long. RefSeq names its product transmembrane protein 208-like. The coding region runs from base 151 to 672 and encodes 173 amino acids. Gene Ontology annotation, cellular component: intracellular membrane-bounded organelle. Lineage: Eukaryota; Viridiplantae; Streptophyta; Magnoliopsida; Rosales; Rosaceae. The transcript is spliced from 6 exons. The record is from RefSeq and is a predicted model, not a curated record. Gene Ontology annotation, biological process: vacuolar protein processing.
GAGUGAUGUUGGGAGCCUUUGUUUUGCCGAUUUACUUCAGGGGAUAGGGAGAGCUCCGGCGAUUUGGAAGAAAGGGAGAAAAGUUGAAGGCUUGUCUUUGGAGCAGGGUGUUAGAGAUUCUGGUAGAGAAGUCCAGAGGCGUAGAGAGAGAUGGCAAAUCAAGGAGCAAAAAAGCGCAAGGAAGAGAAUGCUCGGCACAUGGCUAAUAUUCGUCGCUUGAUUCUGGCCUGCAAUGUGAUUUAUGUGGUAGUAAGGAUGCUCAUCUUCCAUUCUACUUUUACCUGGAAAAACUGGGUUGCUUUGCUGCUGACAUCUGUAGCUUAUUAUAUUCCUUAUCAACAACUCACCCAAAUGGCAAAACCUUCUUAUUCUGAUGAUGGUGAGCUUCUAGACGGUGGAUUUGAUAUGUCCACUGGUGGAGUUUGUGGCUAUUUACAUGAUGUAAUCUACAUUACAAGCUUCGUGCAAGUCAUGUCCAUAAUCUCUGGAAAAUUUUGGUACACGUAUUUGCUGAUACCAGGUUUUGGAGCAUACAAAUCAUUUGGUUUCUUUAGAGGAUUUAUGUCCCAAGGUCCAGAGGGAGGCGUGGAGGAUGAAAAGACACGAAAGAAGAGGGAAAAGAUGGAGAAGAAGGCAUCAAGACCACAGUUUGUCAAGACAAGAAACAGAUGAGUUCUCUUGAAAUUUGAUACAGCUUCUUCAUACCCAGGAAAAGUCAGUAUGGAUUCUCUGCAGCAGUAGUAUGACAGGGAGUGUUCAGUGCUCUGUAUUAUGAAGCAAUCUUAUAAGCACCAUGUUCUUGUGCUACAUACACAUUAUCCCUGAACCGAAACACAACCAACUAUGGGAUACAUAUUUCUGCCGAUUCUGCGGAUGUUAUAUGAGGAAGAUAAUGGAUUUUGGAUUUUAAUUUUAG